AUGGGGAAUGCAUCAACAACAUCACACAAUGAAUCGCCCACAUCUGCUGAUGCGCAAAACACUGGUUUCGCAGGGAGUGGAGAAUCAAAACGACAGAGAUAUGAAUUAAAAAAAAUGGUAAGAGAAAGACAACAACUAUUAAGAGAAACACAACAAUUAGAGAUGGGACAGGAACGAGGAAAGAAAGAAAUGAAGGAAUUGGGACAAAAGUUUAAAGGUAGUAAAGUAGAAGAUUCCUCCUCUGAAGAUGAGAUUUUGUUUUCAGUAGGAAGCCCACAUUCUUUAAAAGAAUUAAAACGACAGAUAGAUGGAUUAAUAAUAGUAAGAAAAUUACAACAAUUAGAGAUGAGACAGGAACGAAGAAAGAAAGAAAUGAAGAAAUUGGGACAAAAGUUUGAAGGUACUAAAAUAGAAGUGGGAGAUUCGUCCUCUGAAGAUAAGAGUUUGUCUUCAGGAGAAAGCUCACAUUCUUUAAAAGAAUUUAAACGAGCGUUAAGAGAUAGACAACAAUUAGAGAUGGGUCAGGAACGAAGAAAGAAAGAAAUGAAGAAAUUGGGACAAAAGUUUGAAGGUAUUAAAGUAGAAGUGGGAGAUUCGUCCUCUGAAGAUAAGAGUUUGUCUUCAGGAGAAAGCUCACAUUCUUUAAAAGGAUUAAAACGACAGAGAGAUGAUUUAAAACGACUAGUAAGAGAAAGACAACAUUUAGUAAGAGAAAGAGAACAAUUAGUAAGAGAAAUUGGGCAGGAACAAAGAAAGAAAGAAAUGAAGAAAUUGGAACAAAAGUUUGAAGGUAGUAAAGUAGAAGCGGGAGAUUCGUCCUCUGAAGAUGAGAGUUUGUUUUCAGGAGGACGCUUUUUUUCUUUAAAAGGUUUGAAAUACACCCGAAGGCUACAAAAUGCUUCAAGCAAAUCAGAGAAAUUAAAGAUAUUCACUGAAAUGCAUGCAGUCGGAGAGGCAUUGGGCGAUACAAUUGCAACCUAUGUAGAGGCCAUUGACAUGAGCAAUGUCGCACUCACAUACACUGACCUUCAAGUUCUUGGUUUUAUCAUAAACUACUCAACAACACUGAGUAUGGUAAAUCUUCGCAACUGUCAAUUACCACCUGGCUCAAUUGCUCAACUGGGAUAUUCUAUCAAAAGCAAUGUUGUGAUUAAUGAGUUUAACAUUGAGAAAAAUCCCAACCUCAAUGUGGAAGACUUGAUUGCCGGUAUCAAACUCUGCGUCAGAGAAGGAAGGGAGUGCAAUUUUAUCUGUGAUGUUUCGCAACUCGGCAAAAAAGAUAAAAAAGUCUUUAAAGCUGUGGUUUUACAAUACACGGAAACAUCUCCUCCUCAAUCUACGAAGUCAAGACGUGCAUUAGCAAUGGAAAGCAGAUUGCAAAUGCCACAAGUUUCUGUGAGUCGAUACAAGAAGCGCUCAGGAAAGUCUUACAGCAUUGGAUUCCAGGGAAAGGCUUCAUAUUCGAUUAGUCAGUUACAGCUAUCGAAGACAGUUCAGAUCAGCGCAGAUCCGAGUGCUGUUGUUGGAAAAGUAAAUACUGAAAAACUGAAGGAGGAACCUCUAGAGAAAAGCUCGAAUGCAAAUAAUUCUACAAAUGAGUAUUCCAAACAGCUGGGAAUGGAGAAAAAGAUGACAAAGUACAAGCCCGGAACAGUUGCUGAAUCUGUAAAGUAUAGGAAGAUGCAGAGAUUUCAGUCAAUGCUAAGCACAGUAGAAGAGACAAGAGAAACCCCAUAUCAUUCAAAAUUGGAUAAAAGUGUGAAAAUAGCGGCAUUGUCAUCAGAUAGAACAAGAUUCCAGGCUUUAGCAAUGAAAACAACAAAGUCAGCAAGACUGCGACGCCAUGUGAAAGACACUCAUUCGACCAUUCUUUCAACAAAGAAAAGCACCAAUAAAGAUUCAGGAUUCCGAUCAUUCAGUCAAUUCGGUUCAGCAGCCAGCAUAAAAAGUAUUCAAAGGAGAUUUUCCAGACUCAAUACGAAAGAGGAUAGAAGCAAGAGAUCGGAGCAUUCAAUGACAGACAAUGUGAAUACGGACAGUGCACAUGGAAGUUUUGGCAGUUCAGAGAAAUUAGAUGUUUCAAGAAAAAGAAAUGAUUAUGAUCCCAAAAUGCUUGAAUGGCAGAGAUUCGAAAUGACAUGCAAAUAUGGGCUUGGAGUCAUGCAAAACAAAACGCAAAGAUUGAAAAAUGGCUGAAUAAUUUAGAAUCGCAGAUCGAAGUAACAACAGAAGAUGAAGAUAUCAGAUGGAGUGAGCCCGGUCACAUGGAUUUCCUUGAAAUGAAACUAGACAAUGCUCUUCGUAAACCAGAAGUAGUAUAUGCAACCAUUGGUGAAGAAG
Molecule: messenger RNA, 2340 nt
Organism: Styela clava
Lineage: Eukaryota; Metazoa; Chordata; Ascidiacea; Stolidobranchia; Styelidae
Source: RefSeq, a predicted model, not a curated record